Messenger RNA from Lachancea sp. 'fantastica', 609 nucleotides. Lineage: Eukaryota; Fungi; Ascomycota; Saccharomycetes; Saccharomycetales; Saccharomycetaceae. The record is from the annotation of a GenBank genome assembly.
AUGCUUAGAGCUUCAGUGUCUGGUCCUUUGAGACAGUUUCUCAGGUUUCAGUCAACAGGUGCGAUUCCUGAAGCUACUCAAAGUGCAAAACAGCUACCCAUAAAUGUUGAAGCAGUGUACCACGCACCAUUGAAAAAUUCCAUUAUCCACGGUGACUUAAUAGCAGAUGUGCAACUACGUUCGUAUGAUCACGAAAAUCUGGACUUCUAUGCGGAUUUCAUGUUGAGAGCAGGUUUCUACCUAGGGAUGCCGUUGACCGGUCCCAAGCCGUUACCAACAAGAAGAGAGCGUUGGACCGUGAUAAGGUCGCCUUUUGCACAGGCCAAGUCCAAGGAGAAUUUUGAGAGACACACGCACAAGAGAUUGAUUCGAGUGUGGGACUCAAAUCCGGAAGUUGUGGAGCUUUGGCUAAGCUACAUCUCAAAACACUCAAUCGCUGGAGUGGGCAUCAAGUGCAACAUGUAUCAAAAAGAGGGCGUGAAACUACAGCAAACGCUAACGAAAAGCCCUCUCUUGACCGAAGAGCGCAAGUCACAAUCGCUGGACGAAGUCGUGGGCGAAAAGGUCUUGGAGCUUCUGGAUAACGAGGCCUUCAAGAAGCAUAUGUAG